Chondrus crispus (carragheen) is the source of this 282-nucleotide messenger RNA. RefSeq lists its product as hypothetical. The transcript has a single exon. The record is from RefSeq and is a predicted model, not a curated record. The coding region runs from base 1 to 282 and encodes 93 amino acids. NCBI's taxonomy places the organism in Eukaryota, Rhodophyta, Florideophyceae, Gigartinales, Gigartinaceae.
AUGAAUUCCGGACGUCCAUUGGCUAAAAGCGUAACCUGGUCCAUUAAUCCGGCCCACCGAUUGGUCAUCAAAACCACAUCCGGCACCUUCUUGCAUCCGACCAUUCCGCAAGCUUCACGAAAGCACCUCUGCGUAGACACGAACAUACAUGACCAGCCUACUUUCUUGGUUUGGUGUCGAAGGGCAAGAAGGGACACGAAACGGCAAGACUCAACUUCGUACUGGUUCGUGUAUGCCUGUCCCCAGGACGAGCCCUCGAAACAAAACCCCGUGGUCACUUAA